Messenger RNA from Candidozyma duobushaemuli, 363 nucleotides. Its product is annotated as glutamyl-tRNA(Gln) amidotransferase subunit F. The transcript has 2 exons. NCBI's taxonomy places the organism in Eukaryota, Fungi, Ascomycota, Pichiomycetes, Serinales, Metschnikowiaceae. Bases 1 to 363 code for a protein of 120 amino acids. The record is from RefSeq and is a predicted model, not a curated record.
AUGCUUUCGAGAUACGCUAGUAGACAUCUAGCUACAUCAAGAACUGUUUCUCGUGGCAAGAUCUACUCAAAGAUCAACAGCCAUGAAGAUUUGGAAAAACUCAUAAACACACCAUCCUGGAAUGUGAGCGAAGCAAUCCCAAAUCCCGACACCAUUGAAGAAGACAUCACUCCAGAAUUGGUUCUGAAACUUCUAAAGCAGUCUGGCCUUCCUCACAAUGUCUCACCAGACUUGUUUGAGAAGAUCCAAGAUGCAUUGAGAACACAGGUCGGCUUCAUUGAUGAACUCUACGAUCCAGGAAUGAGCCAUGGAGAGAGACGCGCCAGAGCCCCUUACUUUGAAGCAUUUGUUAAAGCAAGUUGA